CUUUCGCAAUAAUUCAAAGAAACCCCAACUUUUUAUUAACUAGUUUACUUUCCGAUCUUGUGCUUUUAUCUUUGCACAUCAAAACUACUAGUUAUUAAAUUUAUUUCCAACCCAGAAAAAAAUUUAUUUUCCAAUGGGUAGUAAAAUCUUGAGUAUUUUACUUUUGAUAUUCAUAUCAAAUAUUGCAAUUUCUCAUGCUCAAAAUUGCGGAACAUAUUCUUUUACAAGUAACACAAUAUAUCGAGCAUGUGUUUCUUUACCUGUACUAAACUCUCAUCUUCAUUGGAACUUUAACGCUAAUAGAACUGUCGACGUGGCUUUUCGCCAUACGGGCUCCACCACGUCUCAAUGGGUUGCUUGGGCCCUUAACCUUCGUGGGCGGGGUAUGAUUAAUUCUCAAGCUCUUGUGGCUGUAACAAGACCAAACGGGUCAGUUGAGGCUUAUAGGUCUUCAGUAGAUAGCUUUGAUACAACUUUGACACCAAGUCGGUUGAGUUUUGAAGUUCCGGUGAUCAGGGCUGAGAGAGUUGAUGGUGAUGUGAUUAUUUAUGCGACGUUGGUUUUGCCUAAUGGACCAACAACUAGUUUUACACAUGUUUGGCAAGUGGGCCCGGUUAAUAAUAAUGGUGUUCCUUCUACUCAUAAUUUGGAUCCGCCUAACCGGAGUUCUGUUGGAACCGUGGAUUUUAGUAGUGGUCAGACGGGUGCCGGUGGUAGUGUUGGCGGGUCACGACAGCGCCGGAGAAACACACAUGGAGUAUUGAGUGCGGUUAGUUGGGGAGUACUAAUGCCAAUGGGAGUCAUGGUUGCUAGAUAUUUGAAGGUUUUUAAAGUAGGUAAUCCAGCUUGGUUUUACCUCCAUGCUGCAAUCCAAACAUCGGCCUAUGGCGUUGGAGUUGCCGGAUGGGCUACUGGCCUCAAGCUCGGUGGUGACUCAGUCGGAAUCAAGUACAAUACUCACAGGAAUAUCGGAAUCACCUUGUUUGUGUUUGCCACACUUCAGGUUUUUGCUCUGCUUUUGAGGCCUAAGCCAGAUAACAAAUACAGAAUCUAUUGGAACUUCUACCACCAAGGUCUUGGAUAUUCGGUAAUCAUCUUGAGCAUCAUCAACGUCUACAAAGGACUCGAUAUAUUGGACCCUGAGAAGAAGUGGAAGCAUACUUACACCGGCAUAAUUAUCGCAUUGGGAGCUAUUGCGGUUGUAUUUGAAGCUUUGACAUGGUUCAUAGUUUUGAAGAGGAAGAAGGAAGACAAAAGGACACACGCUGGAGCUAAUGGUUCUUAUGGAGCUAAUGGGUCUACUCUUCCGUUGUAGACGAGGAAGAAGGAAGGGGAUUUGUUCUCUUAGAUGUCAUAUGGUUGGAUUAUUGUUGUACUUUUUGGAUAUUGAGAGUUAUAUUCUUUCCUAUUUUUUUUGAGAUUUAUAUAUGUUUGUGUAUAUACAUAUUUAUAUUGAGAAUUUUGAGUUGUUAA
Molecule: messenger RNA, 1473 nt
Organism: Erigeron canadensis
Lineage: Eukaryota; Viridiplantae; Streptophyta; Magnoliopsida; Asterales; Asteraceae
Product: cytochrome b561 and DOMON domain-containing protein At5g35735-like
Exons: 3
Coding region: 134-1315 (393 amino acids)
Source: RefSeq, a predicted model, not a curated record